ACCCCCGAAACGACACGCAAUGCAGAGCACGAUGGCGUCGCCGCCCAAGGCCAAGGCCAAGGCGCCGGACGCCGCCUUUCUCGAGAAGCUCGCUUUGGAUGCAGGCCACGUGCACGUCGAGCUGGCGACGCCGGCCCGUCCGCUCAAGGUGCUCGUCGGGACGUGGAACGUCGGCAACAAGAUGCCGCCGUCGACGCCCGAGGGUCUCCACGCGUGGAUUCCGCAGCAUGGCGGCGACUUUGACGUGAUAGCGAUCGGGCUCCAAGAGAGCUCGUUCAAGAAGCACGCGAGCAGCCACGAGGUGCUUGAGAAGACCGAGAGCAUCGAGGACGACGACGAAGACGACGACGACGCCACCGCCGCCGCCGACGCCGCCCCGGCGGAGCAGGCAGAGGUACCGGUCGAGCGAACCGAACCACCGGUGCUCGUCAAGUCGGCGUCGUCCAAGCGCAGCCUUUUGCCCCACUACGCGUUCUUCCAGCAGCUUGAAGACCACGUCGGCGCCUCGUAUACCGUCGCGGGCUCGAUCGAGCUCAUGGAAAUUCGGCUCAUCGUGUUUGUCCACACGCGCAACAAGUGCACGGACGUCGAGAAGACGACCGAAGCGACGGGCGUCGGCAACGUCAUCGGCAACAAGGGCGGCGCGGUGGUCAAGCUCGUCGUCGACGGCGUCUCGCUCUGCUUCGUCAACUGCCACCUCGCCGCCCACGAAGCGCAAAAGUUCCUCGACCGCCGCAACAGCGACUGCACCGAGAUCCUCAACGGCGCGCGCGUCGGGCACAAGUCGCUGAGCUUGGACCACCAGUUCGACCAUGCGUUCUGGUUUGGCGACAUGAACUACCGCAUCAACCUCGAGUACUCGGGAACGCCAGCGUCCAAAGACACGCACUGGGACGACGUCCACGCGCUCGUGCUCGCCAAGGACUAUGCGCAGCUCAACGCGAACGACCAGCUCGCGCACCAGCUCGCAGAUGGAAAGGCGCUCGUGGGCUGGCACACCGCGCCGUGUCUCUUCCCGCCCACGUUCAAGCGCGUGCGCGGCCAAGUGCACGAGUUUACACGCCAGCGCGUCCCAUCGUACUGCGAUCGGAUUCUGUGGACGUCGCUGCCCGGGUUCGCCAAGCACCUGACGCUCACGCAGUACGACUGCGUCGAGUCCAUCACGACGAGCGACCACAAGCCUGUCUUUGGCGCGUUCGAAGUUGGGCGCUACAGUCCGCAAGGGCCACUGCCGCGGCCGCACCAGAGUUUGGAGGUGACCUUUGCAGGCGUCUCGGCCGAGAACCUCCUCGCGAUGGACUUGACGGGCACGAGCGACCCUUACAUCAAAUUCAUCUGCACGAUCCCGGGCCUCCUCGUCGAUGACGAGGCGGGGAAGCACCAUCCGCAGUCCGGCAUCGUCAAGGCCACCGUCAACCCUUCGUGGAGCGACGACGUCAUGCCGACGCUCAAGAUCAAGGCGCGGCUCCACGAGCUCGAGAAGGUGCAUCUCGUGCUCGUCCUCAUGGACUACGACGCCACGUCCACGGACGACGCCCUGGGCGAAGUCGUCCUCUGCCUUGCCGACCUCUACGCGCAAGACGCCGGCGUUGCCUUUGAGCGCCAAGUGGUCAAGAACGGCGUUGGCGCGGGGACGCUCCGGGGUACCGUCACGGUCGCGCCGUCGAAUAAGGCGCUCGCCGACUGGGAAAAGCCGCCGGGGUCGUCCGCCGUGCCGGGCUGCUCGUGUGCGACCAUGUAGCAGAAUCCGAGAAUCGAGUG
This is a messenger RNA of Saprolegnia parasitica CBS 223.65, 1761 nucleotides long. RefSeq lists its product as hypothetical. The coding region runs from base 20 to 1741 and encodes 573 amino acids. Gene Ontology annotation, biological process: phosphatidylinositol dephosphorylation. The record is from RefSeq and is a predicted model, not a curated record. Gene Ontology annotation, molecular function: phosphatase activity. The transcript has 14 exons. Lineage: Eukaryota; Oomycota; Saprolegniomycetes; Saprolegniales; Saprolegniaceae.